This is a messenger RNA of Medicago truncatula (barrel medic), 1413 nucleotides long. RefSeq names its product pectate lyase. The record is from RefSeq and is a predicted model, not a curated record. The transcript has 3 exons. Gene Ontology annotation, molecular function: pectate lyase activity. NCBI's taxonomy places the organism in Eukaryota, Viridiplantae, Streptophyta, Magnoliopsida, Fabales, Fabaceae. Bases 1 to 1356 code for a protein of 451 amino acids.
AUGGAAAAAAUAAUGGUAGAAAGUUCUACCAAGAUUGCUUUUAUUCUCUUGGUUACUUUCGCCAUUACUAUUCCAUGCCUUGAGGCUGCACAUGUUUUAUCUCCUGCUGAAAUUGAUGAUUUUGUCAAAGCUCGAGCUGAAGAAGCCCAUAAAGUUGCUGUUGAAACAUAUGUUCCAAUUCCUGAAGGAGUUGCUCAUGACCUUAAUGUCGCCGUUCACAUGUCAAUGGAAGCAGAAGAAAACAACACAAGAAGGGAAAUGAGGCAAAAAGGUAAAAAACAUGAUGGACCAUGUGAAGCAACCAACCCAAUUGAUAGUUGUUGGAGGUGCAAAGCCGAUUGGGCUGCGAAUCGAUUUCAAUUAGCCAAGUGUAGUAAGGGCUUUGGAAGAAAGACAACUGGUGGGCUUGGAGGUCCAAUCUAUGUGGUCACUGAUGAGUCUGAUAAUGACAUGGUAAACCCUAAACCUGGAACCCUUAGAUUUGGUGCUGUCCAAAAGGGACCAUUAUGGAUCACUUUUGCACGUAGCAUGGUCAUUAGAUUGAACCAAGAAUUGAUGGUUUCUUCUGACAAAACAAUUGAUGGUCGUGGAGCUAAUGUUCAAAUUAGGGAUGGUGCUGGAAUUACAAUGCAAUUUGUUAAUAAUGUUAUCAUUCAUGGACUUCAUAUUCAAAAUAUUAAAGCUAAACCAGGUGGUUUGAUUAGGGAUUCUUUUGACCAUACUGGACAAAGAACAAGAAGUGAUGGUGAUGCUAUCUCUAUUUAUGGAUCUUCCAAUAUUUGGAUUGAUCAUCUUUCACUCUCUGAAUGUGAGGAUGGUCUUGUUGAUAUUAUCCAAGGUUCUACUGGUAUCACAAUCUCAAAUUGUCACAUGACAAAACAUAAUGAUGUUAUGUUAUUUGGAGCUAGUGAUUCAUACACUGGUGACAAGCUUAUGCAAAUAACAGUAGCAUUCAACCACUUUGGACAAGGAUUGAUUCAAAGAAUGCCAAGGUGCAGAUAUGGUUUUGUUCAUGUUUUGAACAAUGACUAUACUCAUUGGAUAAUGUAUGCAAUUGGUGGAAGCUCAUCACCAACAAUUCUUAGCCAAGGAAAUCGUUUCAUUGCUCCAGACAAUGGUGCUGCAAAGGAAGUCACACAUAGAGAUUAUGCUCCACCUGAUGUAUGGAAGAAUUGGCAAUGGAGUUCAGAAUUGGAUGUAUUCAUGAAUGGUGCUAAAUUUGUUCCAUCUGGUGCACCUAUUAAUAGGAAACCAUUCAAAAAAGCAUAUAUGAUGCAACCAAGAGAUGGAUCUCAUGUUAGUAGACUAACAAGGAAUGCUGGUGCCCUAAAUUGUGUAGUAGGAAAGCCUUGUUAGAAGAAGAAAAAAAUAAUAUAUUUUUAUAAAUAAGUGUGAACAAAAUCACAUGCCUAC